CGCGCUGGAGCGAUUUGCACUGGCACGUAAAUUGGCGCAGCUGGAACGCGCUUGUCGCUCGAGGAAGGCAGACAGGCGCGGCUCGGAGCUGCACGGAAAAGCUCUAGACAUCGCAGGACUCGCACGCUGAGCUGGGGCGGCCGCGGGACGAAACACGAGCUGCCGGUGACGUCAUCCAUCCCUGCGAACGCGGCCGUGUGCUGGAAUGUGAGGGGGACCUGCGCGUGCCGGAGCAAACUCUCGAGGGGGAAAAACUUUGGAAACAUUUCGACUCGCAAGUUUCCAGCUUUCGUUUUAAUCUCUCGAAGGACUGGCGAUCCAGCAUGGCUGCCCAGCCUGUUUAUCCCAUUGGAGUGGGCAUGUUUACCCCUGUGGUGUCUGUGCCCAUGGCAGGUGAGGGCCAGGGAGUGACGGAUAUGGCUGCUCCGCAGCUGGUCAUGCUGGCCAACGUAGCCCUCACUUCCGAGGGCACCAAUUGUGAGAGCCUCAUGGAAGAGAAACAGAUGGUGGAGCUGAAGACGGUGGGCAGCGGCAGCUACUCCGAUAGCGAGGAUGAGGCGCUGACGCGAUUCGGCGGCUUCGAUGGCCAGGCCGAGGCGCCCGUGGUCGUGUACGACGAGGCCCAGUCGGAUCCACCAUGCCAGACCGCCACGGAGCCAGUGCCAGAGGAGACGAGAAACGAUCAGGAGGGGGUGGAGGAACCGGAGCAGGAUCAGUCUCCGGCAGGAGCAGGCAAGCGCAAGCGCAUACAACGGCCUGUGGAGCCACCUAAGAAGAAGAAGCCAUUUCACUGCAAGCCCUGUCAGUAUCAGGCGGAGUGCGAGGAGGAUUUCGUCCAUCACAUCCGUAGGCAUAGUGCCAAGAAGCUAAUUGUGGUUAAUGGGGCGGAGGCUGAGGCUGAGGGGGCGGCCAAGGACUCGGCAUCCAGUGCCGAGGGAGGGGAAGGGCUGGUGUACACGAAGGGAGUGAUUCGUUGUGAACGCUGCGGCUAUAACACGAACCGCUAUGACCACUAUGUGGCCCACCUCAAACAUCACACUAAGGAGGGGGACAGCCAGAGGGUUUAUAAAUGUACCAUCUGCACGUACACCACCAUCAGUCAGUACCACUGGAAGAAGCACCUGCGCAACCACUUCCCCAGCAAGCUGUACACUUGUGCACAGUGCUGCUACUUCUCUGAUCGCAAGAACAACUACGUGCAGCACAUCCGCACUCACACAGGGGAGCGUCCAUUCCGGUGCCCAUACUGCAAGUAUUCAAGCUCCCAGAAAACACACUUGACGCGGCACAUGAGAACGCACUCGGGUGAGAGGCCUUUUAAGUGUGAGACCUGUAGCUAUCUAGCUGCCAACCAGCACGAGGUGACUCGCCACGCCAGGCAGGUCCACAACGGCCCCAAACCUCUCAGUUGCCCCCAUUGCCAGUACAAGACGGCGGAUCGCAGCAAUUACAAGAAGCACGUAGAGCUCCACGUCAACCCUCGGCAAUUCCUCUGCCCCGUCUGCAGUUACGCUGCCUCCAAGAAGUGCAACUUGCAGUACCACAUCAAGUCCCGGCACCCAGACUGCUCUGAGAUCACCAUGGAUGUAUCCAAAGUGAAGUUGCGUGUCAAGAAACCUGAUUCCAAUUCCACUUACUACAAUGUGGACGGGAACACCCAGUAUGUGUUGACAGGAAUCAAAGAAAGGAAAGGGCAGGUGGAGAAAAAAUCCGUCAAACAAGCAAAUGCUACUGCAGAUGAACAGCAGAACCUGACCCCGAUGAACCUUUCUAUGCGGAAAUCUACUAGACCAGCUUCAGCACCUGCUGCCGAGAAAGAGCGCAAGGACAAGACCUCCAAGAAAGGGGAGCAGAACUCCGAGAAAGCUGGCACAGGAAAAGCAGAGAAGGGCUUGGCAGAGGAGAAGGGGAUGGAGAAGCAGAAAGCAGAAAAAUGUGAACGACGGGAGAGAAGUGGUGGAAGAACAAGAAUGGAGAAGGCUGAUUGUGAUGGGAAACAAGCUGAGAGUGGCUUGGAAAAAGUGGAAAAGAAAAAAGAAGCCAAGAAGACCACCAAAGCUUCCCGGCUCUCGGAUGGUACAGUGGUCAAGAUGCCAAACAAAAGGGGAAGGAAAUCUGUAAAGUUGGCAACAGGUUCAGAAGAGAAGGAUAAGAUGGAGAAGGUAGAGAAGAAGAAAGAGAAAGCUGAAAAGGAAAGGAUGGAGAAGGAGAGGACUGAAAAGGCCAGAGUGGAGAAGGAGAGGGUUGAAAAGAAGAGGGCGGAGAAGGAGAGGGUGGAGAAGGAGAGAGCAGAAAAGGAGAGGGUGGAGAAGGAGAGAGCAGAAAAGGAGAGGUUGGAGAAGGAGAGGGCCGAAAAGGAGAGGGCCGAGAAGGAGAGGGCCGAAAAGGAGAAGGAGAGGGUGGAGAAGGAGAGGGCCGAAAAGGAGAAGGCCGAGAGGGAGAGGGUGGAGAAAGAGAGGACAGAGAGGGAGAAACUGGAGAGGGAGCAGGCUGAGAGGAAGAAACUGGAGAAAGAGAGGGCCGAGAAGGAGAGGGUGGAGAAAGAGCAGGUUGAAAAGGAGAAGCUGGAGAAGGAACAGGCUGAAAGGGAGAGGGUGGAGAAAGAGCGGACCGAGAGGGAGAAGGUGGAGUUAAAGAACAAAAACACAAUGAAGUCUGACAAAAGUGCUUGCCAGAGUUCACCUAAAGUGAUGAAGGAUGUAGAGGACAAAGAUCAAGGAAGGGAUUUUGAGUGUUGGGAACUUCCAAGAAAAUGUGAAAACAGGGAAGUGACAAAUACUUACGGUAAGAGAAAGGCAGAAGAAUUGGAGCAGUCUUCACACUGCCAAGAGGCUUCUGAGCCCUCAGUCUCCAGGAAAAGCAGAAGGAAGAAAGCUGAGGACAUGCCCCUUCAGGCUUCCAGCAUCUUGCGUAGUAAGCGGAAGGCACUGCAAACUUGCCAGGCCACCAAGGGCAAAGACACACCAGCUAAGGGGCUUGACCUGCCUGUUGUAAUUCAGCUGCAGACAAAAACCAAAAAGGUACAAAGCAAGAAGAAGCAGACCCUGAGCUUGGUAGAGCCAAGCAAGGUUGACAAGAACAUUGUGGAGCAAGUGCUGGAGGGGGAGAAUCCCACAGUUGAGACUACUGCAGCAGCCAUGGAGGCCGAACACCAAGUGCUCAUUCAGACACCUAGGGAGACCACUGCAAAGAAGGACCAACGCAAUGUCGAGGCUCUCCUUGGUCUUCUUGGGAAUCCUGUAGAUGGCGUAAAUGAUGAAGAAAGGACUGAGAUGGAGCAUGGACGGGUGAGCAGUGCACCAAAGGAGGUUCCUGAGGCAAGGGCAAAAGCCUUGGAGUCCCAGAAGGGAGAGCAAAGUCAGCCAAGUUCUACUCUGGAGCUUCCUCGGACGGGUCACAAGCCCGCCGAAACCGAGGAAGAUGAGGGUAUACACAGCCACGAUGGCAGUGACAUCAGUGAUAACGUCUCUGAGGGCAGCGACGACUCCGGCCUCAGCGGCUCGGGAAAGCUUGCAGGACCAGAGACCCCCACGGAGGAGGUGCCCCCCGUCCCCACACCCACAGCACUCCCGAGUCACACCUGCAUUUUUUGCGACCGCACGUUCCCCAUGGAGGUGGAGUACCGGAGGCAUUUAAAUCGGCACCUGGUGAACGUGUAUUACCUGGAGAGUGCUGCCUCUGAGGAGCAGUGAGCGUCCACUAGGGUCUUUGAUUGAAUGGCCUGAUAUUUCUAUUUAAUUUUCCUUCGUCAUACUGUAUACUUUAUAUAGCAGCUACGAGCAAGGUUUAUACUGCUUUACUAUUAAGUCUUUCUAUAAAUACAUGAACUGUCUUUUCUGCAUAUCAAGUGUUCAGCCUUCAGCAGCUAUAAAACAAAUGACAUUUUUUGCAGUUAUUUAAUACUGAUUCAUUUUCAUAAUGCCUUACUGUAACCAUCAAAAACUGAGACGUUAGCUUUAUGGCGUGUGUCUGCACUGGAUAUAACUUCUUUAUGUGUAGGUCGGAUCACAGAUAAACAGUACUAGUUGUCUUCUGUCAUCACUGGAACCAGCUUAAUUUCACUUUGGCCUUCAUGUCCAUAGCAUUAGAUGACGUGUCAAGUCUGUAACUGAUCAAGUGUGUCUGUAGAGAGGCAAUCUGAUGGUAAUUAAGAAUUCUGUGUGGGAACCACUCUCAUUCGGGCCUACUGAUUGAGCUAAAGGGUACAUAAAUGAUGGUGAGACCUCUGAGAGCUGGAUUGUGCUGGAGGGAGAACAGCGAUUGCAUGUUGCUGUUUUUUGUUUGUGUACUGGAAACCAAGUGGCGAAGGAAUCUGGAAUUUUGACAAUGAGUUCUAACAAGAACCCUGUUACGUUUUUAUAUGGAGUAAGUAAAGAGUGCCCCACAACCCCCAGCUCAUGAGCCUCCCCCCAUUUAUCACUCUGUCUGCGGGCCACAAUGACAGAGUGCAUUGUGAGUAGACGCGUGACGCUUCUAAAUGAGGAGUCAAAGAUGGCCCCUUUUGCCACCCCCGUGGUGAGACGAGAUUGGGCGGACCCAGGUGGUCCAAAGCCAGCAGGGUUGAGAAGAAUGGGCCUCUGGAUUCUUUUGUGAUGGAUUCUUCAGUGGAGCGUUCUGUGUCUGGUGAGUCAACAUGAGGGGGCGGAGCAACGCACGCUCAAUUGACAGCCAGUAAAGAGGCAUUGUUCCUCCAUCCUUUCGGUGAGCACUUUGCAGCCAAUGCAACUGCAUUUGUUUCUUUUGUUUAAAGGCCUGCCUUACUGUUGUAUUGGUUCACUGUAGAACAUGUUGACUCCAUAUGGUGGCGCACAUAUUUUCAAGUUCUGUUGAUUCGAUCGUACAGGAAGGUAAAGCCUGGUGGCCUUUUGAUGUUACAAAUGUGCAGCUAGAGGAUGGAGUCGUUGCUCCAUAAUUAUUCUCUGUGAAUGAGUUUGUGAAGAGGUGUCUGGGGCGUGUCGGACGUAGCUUACCCCCCCAAAACACAAAUCAUUAGAAAUUAUUUCUUAGACUGUAUGGUGAAAACGCAUCUCCAUGGAGGUGAAUGCCAGGCAGAACUCUCAGCACUUUCACUUCCAGAUGGGAGGCCAAGGAACGAACUGUCAAGCUCGGCAUUGGGAAGGAUUCGUGAAGUCAUCAGCCAAGCAGUCAUGCAGAGUGUAAACCCUGGCCACUGGUGUUUGAAAGCAUCGGUUUCCGGCAAUAUUCAUCCCCUUAAGUUUUGCGUUAACUACGCAACUGUAGAAUUAUGUGUACAUAAAGAAUUCAAAGCUUCAUUUCUUGUAUGAAAAGUUAGUAAUAGUUGUUUUUUUUUUUUUUAAAUUUUGCUACCUUUGUCCAAAGAUUUUUUUACGUUGAGCACACUUUUUUUAUUGCAUGCUACACUUGUUGCUUUUUUUUGGUGCUUUUGACAAUCAUUCUAUGGUUUUUCAUUUUUAAACCUCUCCUCCUAUCAUUUCUAUUAAAUAGCAACGAGACACUGAGUGAUGAGACAGUAUUUUAAAGAAACACCCUUUUGUUGAAAGUAAUCCUUUACAGAGCUCCUUUUUGGCUGGUGGGUGACUUGCGAGUGCUUGAACCAUUCCUUGAUGUGAAGUUGAAGCAUUGCUUUGCUUCGACCAAGGUCAAAUGCCUGUCUUCUUAACCUGUAAUAGCCCUAAAUGUGAUUUUUUUUUUUAUUUUUUUUUUGCCUUUGACCCCAGUUUUAGGGAAAGAAAUGUAAUCAAAUGAGCAUUCUGUUAGAUAUUCUUUGAGAGGUCAUUGCAGGAUUUACACCAUUAAAUCAGUAUGCUCUCACCAUUGCGAAUGCAGGUUGUUUUGAUGUUGGCGUAAACUCUCUUCUUUUUUUUUUUUUU
This is a messenger RNA of Brienomyrus brachyistius, 5852 nucleotides long. RefSeq names its product RE1-silencing transcription factor (gene rest). Gene Ontology annotation, cellular component: nucleus. The transcript has 4 exons. The coding region runs from base 324 to 3692 and encodes 1122 amino acids. NCBI's taxonomy places the organism in Eukaryota, Metazoa, Chordata, Actinopteri, Osteoglossiformes, Mormyridae. The record is from RefSeq and is a predicted model, not a curated record. Gene Ontology annotation, biological process: regulation of gene expression.